This is a messenger RNA of Coccidioides immitis RS, 336 nucleotides long. RefSeq lists its product as uncharacterized. The record is from RefSeq and is a predicted model, not a curated record. NCBI's taxonomy places the organism in Eukaryota, Fungi, Ascomycota, Eurotiomycetes, Onygenales, Onygenaceae. The coding region runs from base 1 to 336 and encodes 111 amino acids. The transcript is spliced from 2 exons.
AUGAGAUGGAGAGGUGAGCGAGAAGGAGAACACGGUGAACAAGAGGGCAGAGAAGCUUCUGCACCCGUUGGACCGGCCAUGCCGAAGAAAGGGGCGACGAACCAGAAGAACAAGAGGAAACAGCGCAGGAAGGAGAGAUACAAGGGCAACAAACCUGUGGUCACCAAAUCAAGUCAGGAUGAGCCACCACUGGAGGCUUACUGUUUCAUUGAAGACGAGUCUGGGACUGCUCCUGACUAUCCGAUGGCUGUCUAUUCGUUCGUCACGCAUUGGAUUUUACUUCGCUAUCACCUGCAGGUUAUAUGGUGCCAGGUAACCCUACAAAGGUUUAAAUAG